UCAAAUGAAACAACAGUAUUGAAGACGAACUCUUUCGAUCAAGAAUUCUUGCUGCCAUAAUCGGAGAAAACGGCAUUAAAAUUGGUUAAGGUUUUGAAGAGAAGACGAAAAUGGAUGCUGCCAAGAACAAGUACAGUAUAAUAGUACCAACGUAUAAUGAGCGCCUCAACAUUGCUCUCAUCGUCUAUCUCAUCUUCAAACAUCUCCGGGAUGUAGAUUUUGAAAUAAUUGUUGUGGAUGAUGGGAGCCCAGAUGGUACUCAAGAAGUAGUGAAAAAGCUGCAGACUCUGUAUGGUGAAGAUCGAAUUUUAUUGAGACCUAGACCUAAGAAGCUUGGAUUGGGAACGGCUUAUAUACAUGGUCUGAAGCAUGCCUCUGGAAAUUUUGUUGUAAUCAUGGAUGCUGAUCUAUCACAUCAUCCAAAAUACUUGCCAAGCUUCAUCAAGAAACAGCUGGAAACUGGUGCCAGCAUAGUUACUGGAACACGAUAUGUCAAAGGCGGUGGUGUGCAUGGAUGGAAUCUGAUUCGCAAGCUAACAAGUAGGGGAGCCAAUGUUCUUGCUCAGACUCUUUUGUGGCCUGGUGUAUCGGACUUAACCGGAUCCUUCAGGCUUUAUAAGAAAUCAGUGCUUGAAGAUGUCAUUUCCUCCUGCGUUAGCAAGGGAUACGUAUUUCAAAUGGAGAUGAUUGUUAGGGCUUCAAGAAAAGGCUAUCACAUAGAAGAGGUUCCAAUAACUUUUGUUGAUAGAGUAUUUGGAAGUUCAAAGCUUGGGGGAUCCGAAAUUGUAGAGUAUCUAAAAGGCCUUGUGUACCUUUUGAUGACUACAUAGACCUUGCUACAUAUAGUUCAUCGCAAGAAGUAACUGGCGAUCCAAGACAGAGACUCUGCGGCAAACAACUCUUUCUGCAUCUUCUUAGAAGUUACUGGCUUUAGAUGGCAAUCUUUUCCUUUCUUUUUUUCUUUUUGAGUAUUUUGGUUAACAAUAUUUACUGAGGAAUGUUUGAUGAAAUGAAAUGGGGAAAGCUAAUCUUUGCACUUUACAGAUUUUAGGAUGGAAAGUUAAGUUUAAAAACAGAAUGUGUGUUUCUGUGAUCUUUGGAAAAAAACCUAUCCUUGUAAAGAAAAUUUUAAUAACAUUUGCAUUACUACUUCAAA
Molecule: messenger RNA, 1156 nt
Organism: Gossypium raimondii (Peruvian cotton)
Lineage: Eukaryota; Viridiplantae; Streptophyta; Magnoliopsida; Malvales; Malvaceae
Product: dolichol-phosphate mannosyltransferase subunit 1
Exons: 8
Coding region: 111-830 (239 amino acids)
Biological process (GO): protein O-linked glycosylation via mannose; GPI anchor biosynthetic process
Cellular component (GO): endoplasmic reticulum membrane
Molecular function (GO): dolichyl-phosphate beta-D-mannosyltransferase activity
Source: RefSeq, a predicted model, not a curated record